CUUUGCCCACUGCUCAAGGGUCCAGUUCUCGUGCUCUUCAGCCCAGGCCUUCCAGAAUUGUCGAUUUUUCUCUGUAAUAGGUGGCUUCUUACAGGCAACUCGCUGGCAGAAUAUGCAUCUGGUUAAGCAUACAUUGGUUUAUGUGCUUGAUUACCCACAAACCGAAAGUCGCGGCGAAGAAGAUUGUCGAAAGCUUAAGAAAACCCAUUCGGCGAGUGAUGGUUCUUGGCUGGCCAGUACUACGCCCAGCAGUGGCAUUAGAAGCGCGUAUCGAAUUGCGGAUCCGGGCCGCCGUGAAGCUAGUAAUGCAAUAAAUCUCGACUUGGUUUAGGCGGGCAUCAAAAUAUAACGUUCGGACUCGUUGGCGCUCUUCGGUGCUGAGCUGUUUCGUACCGCUAGAGCCCUGUGGCCGGGCCAUUGCUGUGUAUGUUGCUGUACCGUGUAG
Lasiosphaeria miniovina is the source of this 445-nucleotide messenger RNA. RefSeq lists its product as uncharacterized. The record is from RefSeq and is a predicted model, not a curated record. The coding region runs from base 113 to 331 and encodes 72 amino acids. The transcript has 4 exons. Lineage: Eukaryota; Fungi; Ascomycota; Sordariomycetes; Sordariales; Lasiosphaeriaceae.